GGAAGUUGUUUGGCCCCAGCUGAGCCAAACCCGCGUUUCUCAGCCGCGCAGGAUGCAGGUGCCGGUGCCCGCGGGGCUCCCGGUGCCACCUCAUUGUGGGGGGGGAUCACCCCGACACCCCGGGUGGGAGAUGGGGGGGGCACGUGGAGGGAGGGGGACGUGCCGCGGUGCCGGGGUCCCGGCCGUGCUCACCGCAGCCCCCGUUUGCUCUCGCUGGCAGAAAGCCCCUGGGCAAGGCGGGCAUCGACGAGGUGAUGGCGGCCGCGGUGCUCACCAGCCUCUCCACCAGCCCCCUGGUGCUCGGCCACCCGCCGGCGCCCCCCGCCCCAGAUCCUGGGGGCGAGCCCUGGCUGGAGGCGCCCGCCAUGUCCUCCAGCUGCAGCAGCAGCAGCAACACCAGCGGGGACUGGAGCUGGGACCCCCCCAGCGACCGCUCCACCCCCUCCACCCCCUCGCCCCCGCUCUCCAGCCACGUCCCCGGCGCCUUCCUGCCCGCCCCGCCGCCGGACGAGGGCCCCGACGAGCCCGAUGGCACCCACUUCGUCUUCGGAGAGCCCAUCCCGAGGAAGAGGAAGAACUCCACCAAGGUGAUGUUCAAGUGCUUGUGGAAGAGCUGCGGCAAAGUCCUCAGCAGCUCCUCAGGGAUGCAGAAGCACAUCCGAACCGUGCACCUUGGCCGUAAAGCCGACCUCGAGCAGAGCGACGGCGAGGAGGACUUCUACUACACGGAGCUGGACGUCGACGUGGACUCGCUGACGGACGGGCUCUCCAGCCUCACGCCCGUCUCACCCACCUCCUCCGUGCCGCCCGCCUUCCCCGGCACCGAGGCUCCACCGGCGCUGCUGAGCCCCGAGCUGCCACUGGCCUCCCCCCGCAGCCCCCCGGGGCUCCCCCCCGGCGGCGGCCUCUGCCACGUCCACACCGACCACGCGUACCAGGGCUGCCCGGCCCCCCCGCGGUUCCCGGGGGGGGAGAAGCGGCCGCCGGUGCCCCCCACACCGGUGGCGAUGACGCCGGCGGUGCCCGCCCCGCUGCUGCCCAAGCCGCCCGCUGUCCCCAGGUGA
Messenger RNA from Oxyura jamaicensis (ruddy duck), 1064 nucleotides. Its product is annotated as SLC2A4 regulator-like. Lineage: Eukaryota; Metazoa; Chordata; Aves; Anseriformes; Anatidae. The record is from RefSeq and is a predicted model, not a curated record. Gene Ontology annotation, molecular function: RNA polymerase II cis-regulatory region sequence-specific DNA binding; DNA-binding transcription factor activity. Bases 255 to 1064 code for a protein of 269 amino acids. Gene Ontology annotation, biological process: regulation of transcription by RNA polymerase II. The transcript is spliced from 5 exons. Gene Ontology annotation, cellular component: nucleus.